Molecule: messenger RNA, 2003 nt
Organism: Tupaia belangeri chinensis (Chinese tree shrew)
Lineage: Eukaryota; Metazoa; Chordata; Mammalia; Scandentia; Tupaiidae
Gene: OPRK1
Product: opioid receptor kappa 1
Exons: 4
Coding region: 232-1374 (380 amino acids)
Biological process (GO): G protein-coupled opioid receptor signaling pathway; neuropeptide signaling pathway; sensory perception of pain
Cellular component (GO): neuron projection; plasma membrane
Molecular function (GO): neuropeptide binding; dynorphin receptor activity
Source: RefSeq, a predicted model, not a curated record
GCACUGAGCUAAGGGGACCGCGCUAGGCAGAACACCGGCUCUCUGGCCAGAGACGGGGACCCGAGUCUGAAAGCUGGUGACACUGGGUUGCAGGUGCGCGGCGACCCCGAGCGCUAAGCGGAUCCCGAGAGCGCGCGGCUCAGCCCCGAGCAGGGGCUCCCUAGACUACCCUCCUGCCUCCAGGAAUCAGAGGUGCCGCUUUUCCUCGCCCCCAGCUGCAGCGGCGCCACCAUGGAGUCCCCGGUCCAGAUCUUCCGCGGGGAUCCGGGCCCCACCUGCGCCCCGAGCGCCUGCCUGCUUCCCAACGGCAGCGCCUGGUUCCCGGGUUGGGCCGAACAGGACGGCAACGACAGCGCGUCCUCCGAGCCCGCGCAGCUGGAGCCAGCGCACAUCUCCCCCGCCAUCCCGGUGAUCAUCACCGCCGUCUACUCCGUGGUGUUCGUCGUGGGCUUGGUGGGCAACUCGCUGGUCAUGUUCGUCAUUAUCCGAUACACAAAGAUGAAGACCGCAACCAACAUUUACAUAUUUAACCUGGCUUUGGCAGAUGCUUUGGUUACGACCACCAUGCCUUUCCAGAGCACAGUCUACCUGAUGAACUCCUGGCCGUUCGGGGACGUGCUGUGCAAGAUUGUCAUCUCCAUCGACUACUACAACAUGUUCACCAGCAUAUUCACGCUGACCAUGAUGAGCGUGGACCGCUACAUCGCCGUGUGCCACCCCGUGAAGGCGCUGGACUUCCGCACGCCCUUGAAGGCAAAGAUCAUCAAUAUCUGUAUUUGGCUUCUGUCAUCUUCUGUUGGCAUAUCUGCCAUAGUGCUUGGAGGCACCAAAGUCAGGGAAGACGUGGAUGUCAUUGAGUGCUCCUUGCAGUUCCCGGAUGACAACUACUCUUGGUGGGACCUCUUCAUGAAGAUCUGUGUCUUUGUCUUUGCCUUUGUGAUCCCUGUCCUCAUCAUCAUCGUCUGCUAUACUCUGAUGAUCCUGCGCCUGAAGAGUGUCCGGCUCUUGUCUGGCUCCCGAGAGAAAGAUCGCAACCUCCGCCGCAUCACCAGGCUGGUCCUGGUGGUGGUGGCGGUUUUCAUCAUAUGCUGGACCCCCAUUCACAUCUUCAUCCUGGUGGAGGCCCUGGGCAGUACCUCCCACAGCACGGCUGCCCUCUCCAGCUAUUACUUCUGCAUCGCCCUGGGUUACACCAACAGCAGCCUGAACCCCAUUCUCUAUGCCUUUCUUGAUGAAAACUUCAAGCGCUGUUUCAGGGACUUCUGCUUUCCAAUUAAGAUGAGGAUGGAACGUCAGAGCACGAGCAGAAUCCGAAAUACUGUUCAGGACCCGGCCUACAUGAGGGAUGUGGAUGGGAUGAAUAAACCAGUAUGACUAGUCGUGGAGAUGUCGUCGUAUAGUUCUCCAGGAAGAGAAGAGUUCAAUGAUCUAGGUUUAACUCAGAUUACUACGGCAGUCUGAGGUGGAAAGCUAGAAUUUUUAGUAAACUUUUAGAAAUCUCAUGGCCUGAGGUCAUCAGAUGCAGGCUGCAUCAGCAAUCCAAGGCAGUGGACCGUCCAGUUGGAGGACAAAAGAUGUGACUCUUCCCUUGGGGGGAAGCAGGGAAGCAAGGCUGACUCCCCGUUCCUCUGAUGAACAAAGGGACAGGCCCUUUUCUUUUGGCUGCCUAGAUUUAGUGCAGCACCCGUCUGCACUAUGCAAUGUGGUUUCAAAAGCUCUGCUUCAAAAAAAAGAAAAAGAAAAAUGUUGGUUUCAGAACUAGUGGGCAUCCAAUCCAGAGGUUUAACAUGGACCACAACGACCUCUAAGAAUGAGAACCAUUUCCAUGCCCACUCACUUUGCAUUGUGUGGACAUGCAUUUCAUGUGGCUGUGUUGUGAGGAUUCCAGCUUGAGUAUGACUUAAAUCUGCACCUGAAGUAUCUGAUAUUCAUGGAUAGGGCAUUAUUUUCCUAUUUAUGAAAUCAUUUAAACAUGCAAAAGUGGUUUCUGACAUGGUUUAAUU